Messenger RNA from Dracunculus medinensis (Guinea worm), 1014 nucleotides. NCBI's taxonomy places the organism in Eukaryota, Metazoa, Nematoda, Chromadorea, Rhabditida, Dracunculidae. The record is from the annotation of a GenBank genome assembly.
AUGAGAAAAAUAUUCGGUUAUAGAAGAGACGCUCGUAACCUCAACGUGAGUCCAAAUGGACCAUUCAAACGGCGAAUCGUUAUAUCCACCGAAAAUGACAUAUAUGAGGAUUCAGCAAAACGAUUAAAAAUUGAUGCCAGUAAUGAUGAUGUUCGGCGCACUGUGCAAUCUUCUAUUGUAAUGCCGACUAUUGAAACGAAAUCAAGGGAGGCAGCUAUAAGCGAAUUAAAGAGCAGCGAAAAGAGAGAAACCAAUAUAAGGAAUAAACGAUUGUUUUCAAAUCUUUUACAAGGAACAUUACAGCGUUUUCAGAGAGAGGAAAAAAAAAUUUCAUCUGUAGAAAAAGUUCAGGCCGAGAAACAGCGCGAAGUUGAGCGUCGUCUAAAAGAAGAAGAAAUGGAAGAGAAAGAGCGAAUAGCCAAGGAACGAUCGGCGCUAAUGGAACAAAGGCGAGAAAAAGAACGUCUGAUUAAAGCGCUCCAGAGGAAAAAAGCCAUUAUACAAUAUGCCGAACAGAAACAAGAUCACUACCGCAAAUUACAGAAAUUUAUUCAAACACAGGCUAAACCUCCAAUAUUUUAUUUACCCUCUAAACAUACCUUACGUACUUUAGAAUUAUUAAAGACGUCUACGAAAAAGAUCGACGCUCUUAUCGAACAUCGUCGGCAACAAAUGAGUGCUGAUCUGAAUACGGGACCUAAUGGUAAAACACAAACGGCUGAACCUGAAUCUGAUGGUGAAUCUAAAGCGAAAUCUGUUAUGGGUACCGCCAUCAAAAGCAAUGCAGAUUCGAAGGUGCGAAAUCGCUCGGCAAAAGAAGCAGAGAAAAUAGAUGAUCAAGGGAAAACUCAAAGCAUCGAUCAAGAAGGUCCUCAUAACGAUUUAUACGAUUACUCGUCAAAAGGAGGAGAAAGAGAUUUCAUCGAUGAGGAACAAACUGGUGAGCGUUUUGAGAGUGGUAUUGAUGACGAUUUACAAAACGAUGUGUCUUACGAGAGUAGUGAUGGUGAGUGA